Messenger RNA from Triticum turgidum subsp. durum (durum wheat), 1164 nucleotides. NCBI's taxonomy places the organism in Eukaryota, Viridiplantae, Streptophyta, Magnoliopsida, Poales, Poaceae. The record is from the annotation of a GenBank genome assembly.
AUGAGCAGCCUCCGCCGUCGCCGCCCUUCGCCGGCGGCGGUGCCGCCGCUGGAGGACGACAACCUCCUCUCCGAGAUCCUCCUCCGCCUCCCCCCACAGCCGUCCACCCUCCCCCGCGCAUCCCUCGUCUGCAAGCGCUGGCGCGGCCUCGUCUCCGAUCCAGGCUUCUGCCGCCGAUUCCGCCGCCGCCACCGCCGCCACCCUCCCCUCCUCGGUUUCUUCCAAGUAGACGACGGGCUCUCCUUCGUGCCUUCCCUCAAGGCCCCGGAUCGUAUCUCGCCCGAGCGCUUCUCCUUGCAACACGAAGAUUUGGUCGACCGCUUCUUCUCCCUUGGAUGCCGACAUGGCCUGGCACUCAUCUACCUUCGCAAGCGUCUCCAGCUCCUUGUGUGGGACCCCGUCACCGGCGACCAGCACCACAUUGCCGUCCCCCCGGGGUUCGACACGGAUACAUCCCCAAUCAGCGGCGCGGUGUUUCGCUCUGCCGGGGACGUCCAACACUUCCAUCUGGCUUUGGUAGGGAGCAGUGAUGGACAAAUUACGCAAGCAGUCGCCCGUGUUUACUCGUCGGAAACCGGUGUAUGGGGCGAUCUUAUCACAACACCGCUUCAAUUCGAGGAUGCUGCCCAUUUUCGCAUCGCAGUUUCUACAAUCAAGCCUGCUGUGCUGGUUGGGGGUUCUCUUUACUGGUUGCUUGAUGGGAGCUCGGGCGGGAUCCUUGAAUUUGAUAUGGAUCAGCAAAGACUAGCUGUCAUACCUAUGCCAGUAAAUGGCCUCAGAUUUGUCCACUUCUCGAUGAUACGGGCAGAUGGCGGUGGAUUUGGUCUCCUCGUUUUAUCAGGCUUCAGUGCCCAAUUCUGGAAGAGAAGGACCAAUUGCGAUGGUGUUGCUUCAUGGGUGUUGGGAAGAACCAUUGAAAUUGACAAGCUACUUCAAUGCGAACCAGAGUUGAAUGGGAGCCAAUUAAUACUAGGUUUUGCUGAGGACAAUAAUGUGGUUCUUUUCUGGACAAUUGAUGGCCUUGUCAUGUUACAGCUUGAGUCACUACAGUCUGAGAAAGUCUUGGGAACCAAAAUCAUGGCUCACUAUCACUCAUUCGAAAGUGUUUAUACUACAGAAAGAGGAAUUGGUGGUCCUGAAGCUGUUCUUUUGCACAACACCUGA